AUGCUUGCGCAGCGAUAUCCCACCGCGUACGAUGGAAUUGCUGCGUCGGCUCCGGCGAUAUACUGGCCGCAAUUCGUGAGCUCGUUUACUUAUCCGUAUCUAUUCAGCAACUGGGCACAGGAAUCUCCUCAAUCUUGCGAGUUGGAGUACCUGACAGCUGAAGCAAUCGCGUACUGUGAUCCGAUGGAUGGUGUUAUCGAUGGCCUUAUUUCGGACGUGUCUUUUUGCAACUACGACCCUUUUAAUGCUGUGAAUAGCACCUUCAACUGCUCCUCUACUGGACAUACAAUGCAACUCAGCAAGGGAGCAGCGAUGCUAGCUGACGCGGUCUGGUCGGGCGCUCGGUCUACCCAGGGGGAGUUCCUGUGGUAUGGAUUGAAUCCGGGCGCGAAUAUCAGUGGUUUGGGUAACGACGGCGCGAAUGCCCAGGCACCAUCGGGUGUGCAGGGUCUAUGGAUCGGGCUGUUUUUGCAGAAAUUGCAAAACUACAACAACACCGUCAUCGAUCAUGAAGAUUUCGACUGGCUUUUCCAUCUCGGGGUUCAGGAAUACACUGAUAUAAUCGGCACGGCUGACCCCGAUCUCACCAAGUUUCACAAAGCAGGGGGCAAAUUAAUCUCCUAUCAUGGCAUGGCCGAUAACUCAAUUCCGACAGAAGGAACAGAGCACUAUUAUAAUGCUGUCAAGGAACGCCUCCCUGAUGUGCAUGAUUUCUAUCGUCACUUUGAAGUCCCUGGUUUGGGACACUGCUCUGGCGGUAACGGAGGACAACCAAAGACUGUAUUCGACGCACUGCGCUCAUGGGUGGAGAAUGGCACUGCCCCGGACACUCUGCCGAUUGAGUUCAGCAGUAAAGACGGGUCUCACCAGGAACGCAUUCUCUGUCCUUAUCCUUCCAAGGCUGUCUACCAAGGUGGUGACUCGUCGUCUGCCGAGAGCUUCCGUUGCGUCGACAGUGAGGAGGAAAUGUGCUCAUAG
This is a messenger RNA of Aspergillus chevalieri, 978 nucleotides long. RefSeq lists its product as uncharacterized. NCBI's taxonomy places the organism in Eukaryota, Fungi, Ascomycota, Eurotiomycetes, Eurotiales, Aspergillaceae. The transcript is spliced from 2 exons. The record is from RefSeq and is a predicted model, not a curated record. Bases 1 to 978 code for a protein of 325 amino acids.